Molecule: messenger RNA, 1044 nt
Organism: Boleophthalmus pectinirostris (great blue-spotted mudskipper)
Lineage: Eukaryota; Metazoa; Chordata; Actinopteri; Gobiiformes; Gobiidae
Product: heparan sulfate glucosamine 3-O-sulfotransferase 2-like
Exons: 2
Coding region: 1-1044 (347 amino acids)
Molecular function (GO): [heparan sulfate]-glucosamine 3-sulfotransferase activity
Source: RefSeq, a predicted model, not a curated record
AUGGCAUGGGCGCUCCUCUUCGCUCGACUCGUCCCCUCCUCGCACCGGCUCACAAGGACGUCCCUGUGCUUCCUUUCGAUCUUCUUCACGUACGCGUGCUAUUGCGUCUUGUUUCCCGCGGAGAGCUUCAUGCAGAAGUCGGCUGAACCCACUCCGGGCUGUGUGCGCCACCAGCACAAGAGACCAAGGAACGUGGAAGCGCAUCCAGUGCGUCUCCAUACGGCCACACGGGACACUCCUAGUCCUCCUCUGAGUAGUAUGAAGUUUGGGAACAAAAAGUUACCCAAAGCGAUCAUCGUGGGGGUGAAGAAAGGAGGGACCAGAGCGGUGCUGGAGUUUAUCAGGAUUCACCCGGACGUGCGCGCAGCCGGGACGGAGACGCACUUCUUUGACAGGAACUAUGAUAGAGGACUCGAGUGGUACAGGAGUCUGAUGCCACGCACACUGGACUCUCAGAUCACCAUGGAGAAGACGCCCAGUUACUUUGUGACCAAAGACACUCCUCAGAGGAUCUGCACCAUGUCCCGGGACACGCGACUCAUCGUGGUGGUGAGGGACCCAGUCACUCGUGCAAUAUCGGACUACACACAGACUUUGAGCAAAACACCAGACCUGCCCAGCUUCCAGGAGCUGGCCUUUAGGAAUCAGACCCUGGGAAUUGUGAACACUUCUUGGAACGCCAUCCGCAUCGGCCUGUAUGCGCUGCACCUGGACAACUGGCUGCGCUUCUUCCCUCUGGCUCAGAUCCAUUUUGUGAGCGGAGAGCGUCUUAUCACAGACCCAGCAGGAGAACUGGCUCGGGUACAGGACUUCCUGGGUCUGAAGCGUAUUGUGACUGACAAACACUUUUACUUUAAUCGCACCAAAGGCUUCCCCUGCCUGAAGAAGCCAGAGAGCAGCGGCUCCCCACGCUGCCUGGGCAAGUCUAAGGGCCGAACACACGUCCAGAUCGACAGGGACGCCAUCGAGCAGCUACGAGACUUCUACAGACCCUAUAACAUACGCUUUUAUGAAAUGGUGGGCCACGACUUUAAGUGGGAGUAG